Molecule: messenger RNA, 1238 nt
Organism: Dicrocoelium dendriticum
Lineage: Eukaryota; Metazoa; Platyhelminthes; Trematoda; Plagiorchiida; Dicrocoeliidae
Source: the annotation of a GenBank genome assembly
AUGGACCAAAAAGACUGUGCCGCUCUAAAUCGAGAAUCCAGAAAACAACAACAUGUCAAUGUAAACCGAUCGAAGCGCACUAAUCUACUCGACGAACUUGUCGAGAUGCAUCUAUGUACACAUCUCAAAGACCUUAAACGUUGUCUCACACGUCAACAGCGACUAUCCAUCUACAACGAGUUUGAUAUGCAGUGGGAAGAAUCUGCAAAGAUGUGCAUAGAAGCCUUUAACGAAGAACUCUAUCAACGUAAAACCAACAUUACGUUUGAGGAGUACAUCCAAGAAAACAACCACAUGUUUCAGUGCGCUCAUCCAAAAUCUACAGAUGAUCCCUUCCUAGAUAAUCUCCUAGAAGCCAACAAAAUCUCUGAAGAUAAGUUUUGCACUGCUAUACACGAGAUCAUGGACAAGAAGAUUGACCGUCUCAACACUCUUUGUAUUGAGGGACCUACUACUACAGGGAAAUCACUUGUACUCCUGCUCAUUACACAAAAUUACCACUGUGGCACCGUACAACGUUCCGGAGAUCAUUCACAAUUCUUUCUACAAAACCUUGUGGAUAAAUCUAUCGCUCUCAUGGAGGAACCGCGCAUUACUAUCAACACAGUAAACGAUUUCAAAGAGUUGCUCGGCGGGAAUCCUUUUGACAUCCAUGUGAAACACUCUCCUGAUGUAACCGUGAAACGUCUUUCAGUUUUGAUUUCAACCAAUCACAGCCUAGGAGCUUACAUUACCUCCAUCGACGCAGCGGCUAUAUAUGAGCGAUGCCAUACCUUCCAAUUCAAAUUUCGGGUUGGCACGCCGGAACUGCCAAAACCACGGAGCACCCUCUGCGCUUGUUAUUUCUCUGCCUGGUAUGGCAAGUGGUGGGAAGGGAAUCCUUGUCGAUUCGACGAAUAACGACGAGGAGACGCCAGGAGAGACUGCCCCUACUACAGCUAAACGAAUCCGACUCUUCCGACCUCGAUACAAUACCACAACCAUCACCAUCACAAGAAAGCAACACAUUACGUCAACCAGUACAAACCCGCCGAUACCUCUGACACCUUUUCCAUUACCUGCUUACCCCUCUCCGCCUUCGAAUUCUGGACUCUUCAAUCUGACCAAACCUUCGCAGAACCUUUCGCAACCAUGCGAAACGCAUUUCCUUUAUGCACUUUCAACCAUGCUACAUUACGUUUAUCACACUAUAUACCUUUACAAAAAUCUCUCCAAGACACUACUGCAACUGAUGUCAC